CAGGCUUUUUCCCAGCCCCACGGUUGGGGGGUCGCUUGCAUCACACCCACGCCGCCUCCGAAAAGCGCCGCAAAUCCGUCCCAGCUGCGCGGCUUCCAUGGCUGCCGCGGCGGCUGCAGGGGACUCCGGCGAGCAGCCGCUGCUCCACCUCAAGCUCGCCUUCCUCGCCCUGGAGCCCCCCGCCUGCGUCCUCACCCUCGCCAGAAAGGCUGGUGGAGGUUCUGUCACGCCACAUGUUCAAAAUUUUAUUUUGGAGAACUGUGUUGGCACUAAUGUAGGGGGAGGUCCAGAUUGUACAUAUGUGAAAACUAUUCUUAAAAAGGUUAUAGCUGAGGCGGAAUUAUCGUCAGAUAUUGUGAUUGAUGAACUCUAUGAGGAAUUUGGCCGUUGUAUGUCGUCAAGGGCAAAUAACCCAGAGCUUAGCCUGGCCAAGAUCUACAAGGAGAUAUCUUUUCUUUCUCCUGCAUAUGAGAAUGUAUCCUCGAAUCCAGUAAGUUUGGUUGCUCGAUUAUUAUGUUCUACUAACAUGCUCGAAGGGGAUACAGGGUGCUGUCUUUGGCCAUCAAGUUUAUUCUUAUCUGAGUUUAUUCUUUCAUUCCCAGAACUUUUCGCCAAAAAAUGCUGCUUUGAGCUAGGUUCUGGUGUUGGUUUGGUUGGUGUAUGUCUAAACCAUGUUGGUGCUUCCAAGGUUAUUCUUACUGAUGGUGAUGCAUCUACACUAACAAACAUGAAGGCAAACAUGGAAAUGAAUAACUUACACAUUGAGGAUUCUCAACUAGUAAAAGAAAGCAAGAAUAAGGUAGAGUGCAAAUAUCUUUCCUGGGAAGAAGCGUGUGAAAGCGAUUUAAGAGACUACCAGAGAGACAUAGUUCUUGGUGCAGACAUUAUAUACAACCCGUCCUGCGUGCCCCACCUGGUACGAGUACUUUGUAUGCUACUUAGAGGCGAUGAUGGACGACAUGAAAGUGUCAAUGCGGCAACCAACGGAGAAAUUGGUGACGAAGUAUCUGGGACCACCGCAACCGGAGGUCCUGUGGCCUAUAUUGCCACGGUCAUUCGGAAUGCAGACACUUUCAAUUGCUUUGCCAAGGCAGCUGCUGAUGCGAAGUUGUCUGUUGUCAACAUUACCAGCAGCGCAGCUCCAUCCAGUUUUCUUCCUUACAUGAUCUCAUAUGAUAGAUCGAGCGUGCAACUUCUUAAGAUUACACUAUUAUCCUAAGUUGCUGGUGAGUGCAGCUCCUGUCAGUCUGUUUUGACGUUGCUACUUAAACGUUUAUUGCAGAGACAUCAAUCUUAUCGGAAUAUCAGUCGUUCGUAUCAAGUCUGUCCUAAAGUGUUUCCUUCC
Molecule: messenger RNA, 1345 nt
Organism: Triticum aestivum (bread wheat)
Lineage: Eukaryota; Viridiplantae; Streptophyta; Magnoliopsida; Poales; Poaceae
Exons: 10
Coding region: 98-1219 (373 amino acids)
Source: RefSeq, a predicted model, not a curated record